AUGUCCGCCUUCAAUGAGACUCCCCAACUAGCUGCUGAGGCUAGACCAGCUGCCCCUGCCGCCGAAGUAAAGGCCAAUGAGAAGGUCAAGGCUCCUAACAAUAGGACUUCGUCUGGCAAAGUAUGGACCCAAGACGGAAAAGAUGCAAUCGUAGUCCAAAUCCUCUUCCAGGCUGCUGACAAGAACUUCGUUCCUAACUUCAAGGCCAUCAAGGCUCCGGGACGCUCUAAGAAGGCUGUUAGGCAUAUAUGGGAAGCCCUCAAGAAGUCUCAUGCCAGUGUUAAGGAUGGAAAUGCGAAGGGUGAAAGCGUCGCUAAGGGUAGUUCAAAGAAGCGCAAGGCAGAACUUGAGGGUAAUGGCGAAGGCGUUUCUAAGAAGAAUAAGGUAGACGAAAAGACUAUCUUCGACCCUGAGAUCGAGGAGAAUUUUAGCGACGACGGAGGUGUUGACGAGUAG
Botrytis porri is the source of this 456-nucleotide messenger RNA. RefSeq lists its product as uncharacterized. The record is from RefSeq and is a predicted model, not a curated record. The transcript has 4 exons. Lineage: Eukaryota; Fungi; Ascomycota; Leotiomycetes; Helotiales; Sclerotiniaceae. Bases 1 to 456 code for a protein of 151 amino acids.